AAGUUACCAUAUACCUGUGGGCAAGGUAGCGCGCUGCUGAAAUUGAAUAAUGUUUUAUUCUUCAUCUAGAAUGAGGUGACUUUGUGCGGAGUUUGGAUAAAGACAUUGUGCCAUAAAACGUAUAGAACUUUUUACCUUGUGAUGCAGUAGCCAAGACAUCUGUGAGAACACAGAAAAGUCAACAAGAAAAUACCGAAGAAGAUAUCUGUGAGAACACAGAAAAGUCAACAAGAAAAUAUCGAAGAAAAUUAUAUUAAUUACAUAAAUUUAAGCUACUGGAAGAAGAAGAUGGGCUAAUUGAUUUUGGUUCUCCUACGGCACGACGUGCAUGAAACUCUCACAAACUGCAACUGCAUUCUACUUCUGUCGAAACAUUUUUGGACUAUUUAUUUCUUGGUCGCACAGUAUUUUAUUGUUGUCUUUUUGUAAUCGGAUUUCCGUUGAGUUCUGGAAACUACGAGAAGUGACAAUAGUGUGUUUUUGCUGAAUAAUUCAAGUUGCACUUAUGAAGUCUGCUGCAUGGGCCGCCAGGCAGCGGACAGAAUGGCUUGCACUUAUUUGGGCAUUUGUGUUCUCUGUCCAGGGUAGCUUUGUGGAACCUCCUCCCUCCUUCUCCCUGCGCUCCCUGGCGGAGUCGGAGACGCGACUGCCCUGCCACUACCAGGUGGGUGACGGGGAGCAGGUGAUCCAGGUCACAUGGACCAGGGAGCUGUCAGACGGCACCAAGGAAAAGAUCCUCACUGCCCACCACAACGAGGUCCACACAGAGGUUGGGCCUUUCUCGGGGAGGGUGAAGUUCGAGAGCGUCAACCCAGCCAAUGACUCUGCCCUGCUGCUGCUCAGCACCCAGGAGUCUGACGAGGGGAGCUACACCUGCCACAUCAGCACCUUCCCCUCAGGGAACUUCGAGAGGAAGGUCUCCCUCAUCGUUGAGACCACACACACAGCCCCCCAAUCAGCUGAACACACUCCACCCCCCCUCCCCCCUCCAGUGUUCUCUGUCCAGGGUGGCUUUGUGGAACCUCCUCCCUCCUUCUCCCUGCGCUCCCUGGCGGAGUCGGAGACGCGACUGCCCUGCCACUACCAGGUGGGUGACGGGGAGCAGGUGAUCCAGGUCACAUGGACCAGGGAGCUGUCAGACGGCACCAAGGAACAGGUCAUCACUGCCCACCCUACCGAGGGCCACACAGAGUUUGGCCGUUUCUCGGGGAGGGUGAAGUUUGAGAGCGUCAACCCCACCGAUAACUCUGCCCUGCUGCUGCUCAGCACCCAGGAGUCUGACGAGGGGAGCUACACCUGCCACAUCAGCACCUUCCCCUCAGGGAACUUCGAGAGGAAGGUCUCCCUCACUGUCUGGACCUUACCCAUCUCCUCCUUGGAGCCCGUGGUUCUGACGGAGGGCCAGUCCUACCGCGUGGCCGCCACCUGUCGUGCCGUGGCCCACCCCCCGCCACGCCUCUCCUGGGACACGGAGCUUCCCGGGCAGGCCCAGAACCGCAGCUUGGAGGGCGGCGCCAUCUCCGCAUAUUUCUCGCUGCAUCCGCUCCGCAGCAUGAACGGCAAGCGGCUGGACUGCCUGGUGUGGCACCCCGGCCUGAGGCAGCCCCGCAGGAUCAGCAACACCCUGCAGGUGCACUUUCCUCCCGAUGUCAGCAUCACUGGGCAUGAUGGGAACUGGUUCAUAGGAAAAGAAGGAGCUGAGCUCAGAUGUGAAAGUGGAGGAUAUCCCAAACCCCAGAACUUCACCUGGACCAGGAGGGGUGGAUCUCUGACAGGAGGAGUGUCUGUACUUGGAAACAGGCUGCUCUUUGGGCGGGCCCUUAGCUUGAAUGACACCGGUGUCUACGAAUGUGUGGCUCAGAACAGUGCUGGAGCAGGCAAAGCUGAGUUCACCCUCACAGUGACAGCUCUGCCCCCUGAUUCAGAGAGGAGAGUGCAGGAACCCACCGUCGACAGCCUCCUCCUUAUAGUCGUUGGCGCGGCCGCAGGCGCUCUGGUCCUCAUCAUGAUCAUCAUUAUCUUCCUGGUGCACCGGUACCAUCGACGCCGCACCAAGAACCUAGAGAUGGAGCUCGGAGAAAGGACGGAAGAGAUGAACACACUUUCCAGACAGGCCUCGUUCAGGAGACUCGACUCUGUUGGCUCAGAUCCCAGAGCACUGAACGAGGACAGUGUCUCACUCAGAGUCGACACCAGAAUGAAGCACAGCCAGCUGUCUUUAGAGGACCGGCCCCUCUACCGGGGAAGCCAGUCCACGCUCGGUGGGAGGCGGGCAGCACCGGGAGAGGUGGAGGUGGACCACUUGGGCCGGCCCCUGCUCUACCAGUCGAGCUGGCGCGAGGGCCGCGGGUGCGCGAGGGCCUCGGCAGACAUGGACGGAGGCUGGGACGAGCAGCGCAGGCGGAGGGUGGAGUCCUACCUGAGGAGCAGCCACAUGUCGUUGGACUCCGGCCUCCCCUCCUCCCAGCCCCAGCAGGAUAGUGGUGAGAGCCACACCCCCCAGGACCUGUCCCCACCGGCCCAGGACUGGUGUGGCACCCAGGGGCCAGAGGACUGGGCUUCCAGUCUGCCCCUGCCGGAGGGCGAUGAGGUGGACUGUGACAGUUCCUACCAGAUCUCAGAGGCGCUCUCCAACCACUUUGACUACAGCAACGGCUUCCUGCGGCCCAAACCUCACUCCAACGCCAUCCUCCUGCAUCCCCGGGGGCAGGUUAUAUAGGUGUACACAUGUACAAUUGGCAAAAUGUGAUGAUCAUCUUCAAAAUGUGGUGAUCUUCCCCACCUCACUGAGGCGUUACUGAACUUUCUAGGUGACAGGUCACCCUAAGUCGGCAAAUGGCUACCACAUGCUUUUUAUAAUUGCUUUGGAAAUAUUGUCAAAGUCAGCACAUUUGCCUAAUAUCUGGCCAUCCCUGGAACAUCAACCUUUAUUACCCAGGAUGCAGGCAUGCAAACUUCUCACCUUUCGGUGAAAUUCACCUUUUUGAAAACGAAAUGGGUAACCUAUGUGAUUCAUGCAGAUCCAAUGAGAAAAUAUUGGGGGGGGGGGGGUCGUGGCCAUGGCCAACACAGCAUGUUAGCCGUGCUUCGCAACUUUACAACUGGCUCUGGAACCAAUCGUCACUCCUAAUGCCUAAACCUCACAGCCAAUCAGAAGCAGAGUGGGGAUUUUUUUUUUUUUUUUUUUAAGUCUGCAACACUGAGCAGUCCGUAAUAGUUUUUUAUGAUGUACGCCAUAAAAAUUGCCUUUAUGGUUAAAAGAACAUGACAUUGUUUACAAGAGCACAGAUUCUACAUUGAUCUAGCCUCUUAAUUUUGGGGCGCAUCCCCUAGACAGAGGGGCGGGGGUUCGCCGUAUCCUUCUCACCUUUUUUUUUUUUACCCCUGACCCGUUUGCAUGCCUGAGGAUGACAUAACACUACACUGUUCACUAAGGGUUUACUGAAUUUCUGGGUAAUUUUAACUUACUGUAACUACCACGGAACUUCAUAAGAAUGAUGGUGUUUUUCAUAUAUUUGCCCCCCUUGUAAAAUAAUUUGCAAGAAACCUCCAGAAGUUACAAGUAUUUGAAAAUGUUAGGGUAUGGUUGUAGACUUGGAUGCACAACAUAACAUGGGUACAUGUCUGGUCUAUCCCAAUGUACAUUCCCAAAACUUUUACAAGUUGUGUAUCGAUGGGCAGAGCUGCGCCUUGCAUGGCAGCUCACCCCCGUCGGUGUGUGUGACUGUGUAUGAAUGGGUGAAUGAGAGGCAAAAAUUGUAAAGCGCUUUGGGUGCCGCUAAGGUAUAAAAACGCGCUCUAUAAAUGCAGUCUAUUUACCUUGCCAGACCGGCCAUCGCUUACUCGUAGACCAAUGUUGUGUGGGGUUAACUCCUAAUUCCCCAUGGAAAUAUUCUAGGAAACCUUUGCAGCUAUAUCUCCUGUGCACCACUGAACAAUACAGCCCCACAUCUGGAUCCUUACUGGAAGCACCACUCACACUUCUGAUAGAAUCCCAUACACAUUUGCUGUCAAUGUUCUUUUGUUUAUUUACACAAACAUUAAAUAUGAAACUGUC
Messenger RNA from Osmerus eperlanus (European smelt), 4057 nucleotides. RefSeq names its product nectin cell adhesion molecule 4b (gene nectin4b). Gene Ontology annotation, biological process: heterophilic cell-cell adhesion; homophilic cell-cell adhesion. Gene Ontology annotation, cellular component: adherens junction. NCBI's taxonomy places the organism in Eukaryota, Metazoa, Chordata, Actinopteri, Osmeriformes, Osmeridae. Bases 506 to 2719 code for a protein of 737 amino acids. The transcript has 13 exons. The record is from RefSeq and is a predicted model, not a curated record.